This is a messenger RNA of Pelagomonas calceolata, 1105 nucleotides long. The record is from the annotation of a GenBank genome assembly. NCBI's taxonomy places the organism in Eukaryota, Pelagophyceae, Pelagomonadales, Pelagomonadaceae.
UGUUAAUCGACACAGCAGGCGAGCCCCGGCCCGGAACGCUCGCCGGCUUCGAGCUGAGUGCCUCUCGCGCCUGGCGCAGCUUUUUGCGGCAUUCGUGAGCAGUGCCAUGCAACCCAUCACAACCCAAAGCUGGGCCGCCGAAGCCACCCUAGCCGAGACGCCCGGCAAGCUCGAGGUCGACGACGACUGGGUGCGCGGGACGUUGCGACUGACGGCGUCCGGCGUGAGCUUCGUGCCGCUCGAAGGCGGGCAGCAGCGGCAGAUCCCGAUCGGCACGCUGCUCCGCGUCGUCACGCACGACCGGCGGCGCCGCUGGAAGAAGGCGCGGCCCUGCGUCGAGCUCUGGGCGGCGAACGGCACGAAGGCGACCUUCGACUGUCGGGACGACCGCCGGCGCCGGGCCUUCGCGAGCGCCGCCGAGAAGGCCGUCGCCGACCACGCGACGGGCUUCAAGCCCUCGGACGCGGGUAUCGGCGGCCUCGCGCGGCGGCGGCGGCGUAGAAGGCGGCGCCACGAGGGCCUGGCGGAGGACACGCGCGCGGACCUCAAAGCAUUGGCGGCGCGGGCCGGCGAGGUCGUCUCCGUGCUCAAGCGCUACGGCGACGCCUCGGCGGCGUCGGCCUUCUGCGUCGCCGACGCCGAGGCCGCGACCGUGGACACGAGCGACGCGCGGCAGCUCGCGGCGUCGGCGGCGAGGGUCGCGGAGCGCCUGCUGGAAAGGCGGCCGACGUGCUCCCUGGCGGACCUGUGGUGCGCCUACAACCGCGCUAGGGGCGUCGCGCUCGUGUCGCCCGACGACCUCGCGGACGCGUGCGCGCGGUACCUCGCCGUCGACGCGCCGCGGCGCCUCGCCGACGCGCCCGUCGCGAUGCGCACGCUGCGGUCGGGCGUGCGUAUCAUUUACAAUGCGGGCGACGACGUGCCGGGCCGCGUCGCCGCCGCCGUGCCGGCGGCGGGCGCGUCGGCGCCGGCCGUCGCGCGCGCGCUCCGCGGGCCCGCGGCGCUCGGCCUGGAGCACUGCCUCGACGCCGAGGCCGCGGGCCGGCUCUGCCGCGACGCCGGGCCCGCGGGCCUCGCGUUCUUCCCGAACCGGUUCCUCGCGUGA